Messenger RNA from Xyrichtys novacula (pearly razorfish), 3317 nucleotides. The record is from the annotation of a GenBank genome assembly. NCBI's taxonomy places the organism in Eukaryota, Metazoa, Chordata, Actinopteri, Labriformes, Labridae.
CCUGAUCCACACUUACUGCGCAUAAGCACGAACGACGGCGAAAAGCAUCAUGGUAGUAUGAGUCAGGAAAUAAAUACACGUCCAAAAAGAUCAGUUUUCAAGACCGUCUUUGUUAUUUUAUGUACAUCUAUUAUUUGCACUGGCUAAAUGGGCUAUCUGCUUUAAUUCAACCUCAUUAACAGAAUUAUUAAACGCUGUGUUUUGCUGUUAAGGGUUGUCAGGAUUAUGGGAAUUGCAGUUCUCCAGCAGAGGAUCCGCUACUAAGCUAAUCUUGCAGUGCCUGCCAUGUGGAUGUUACAGUGAACCAAGAGUUUCUACAACUUCAAGCUCGCUUUCAUUAUGUCUUUUUCUUUUAACUUCGAUGUUCCCGGCGGCACAACAAACCCAAACGAAGGGGAAAGUAAAAACAAGGCUGCUAAACCUGUGAGUAACACACGCUGUGGGGUAAAAUACUCUGUGAAAUCAUAGUUUUACAACUGACUGGGAAAGAUUAACCUGAUUAAAUGUGUGUUAGAGAAGUUAUGACAGCUAUGAGGUGAAGAAAUCAGGACCUUCUUUAUGAUUCAAGCUUAAUUAAACCGUCUUAUUCGCUGCAUUGUGCAAGAACAUAAUACACAUUACAAAGAGAAACAAAAAAAGACAUAUUGCUAAUAAGUUGCCAAACACCCAGUUGUUUUGAUUCACAUGUAUGAAAAGAUCUAGGUCGUCUGAUUAAAGUUUUAAUAUUUCAUGAACUAGUUUUAAAAUCUAUUGAAAACAUGUCACUGACCAAGACAACCAUGCCAUUUACAUUGCAAUAUGGAUAGAAAAUUGGUAUUAUGCAUAUUUUUAAAAAUCCAGAUAAGUUUUAUUUCUGUUUUUUUGGUCCAUCUCUACAGUGGCCAAGAAACGCCACUGCUGCAAAUAAAAAAAAAGAAGUCACAAUAGAAGUUACCGAUGCAAAAAAAAAGAAAAAGAAACUGAAGCCCACUGCAAAUAAAAAAAGAGACAAUGCAGGAAAAAAAAAAUCUGCGACUGAAGAAAACAACGCAAAAAAGUGAGGAUGAAAAAAAAGAUGACUCACUGCGAAUUAUAGUUUUAAUUACUAUUGCUUUUGUUUUAUACUAACAUGUACUUUUAAUGUAUUUCAUUGUGUAGGCCACAGUUUAUAGUUAUUAAAGGUCUUACUUGCAGCAUUUACCCAGCUCUAGAGAAAAAUGUUUGUUCUUUGUGAGAACUUGAAAAGAAAAAAAAAAAAGAGACUAAAAAUUAUCUGAAAUAAAGCACCAAGAAAAAAUAGUGGAACACACCUCUUUGCUACAGUCACACAGUAAACACAAACAAGCCAUGUGCAAAUGCAAAUCAGUAGUCUUGAUAAUUUUCCACUUGAAAAGGACUCCUUGAGAAUAAACAACAAAAAUAAGUUGACGUAAACAUCCACUAGAGAGCGUAGGUUCACAGUCUUCUCGCCCACUAAUCCUGAUAUCACAAAGUGGAAGCGUGUCAAUAACAAGUCAGUGGAAAUGAUACAAGUUCAUAAUGAUGGUGGAUCAGAGGAGUUGUUGAGUCAGACACCACAGUUCUGAGGCAAGCAAAAACAAAGUCAGGCCUUUUUUUUUUGAAUAGAUGUGCUGUGGGUGUGAUGAGAAAAAAACAGCCUAUCUAACCGCACGUUCAUCAAGAAAUCAUCACGAAGCUUUUGACCUUUAGCUGGAUCACAUUUUUACAAAUGAAGAAAAAUUGGUCGUCAGUCGGCUCAUUGGAAAAGGCGCUGGGAGAGAUUACUGUUCACUGUUUUUUACCAUUCCACAAACAUAACAGAGCUCAUAGCAGUGUAUCAGAUUCCAUGUGAGGCAUGUUAACUUAUAGCUUAGAUACAAACUUAUUCAAGCCUGGAAAACCCUUCAUUUGACAACUACGCCUAUGUUUGCCAGUUGGUACAAGAAGAAUGUUGAGCUUUAGUGAAGAAGAAAUGUGAAUUAUGGUUUUAGUUAAGUGAUGGUUUUGAUAUUUCUGUCUUUUCUCUUGCUCAAACAUGUACUUUCCAUACCAUAUGAAACUAACUACAUCUUUGAAUACCUAAAACACUGAUAUCAUUUAAUCUUUGAGUCCCCCAUGCUGAAGUUUCUCCUCUGACUACACAGGCUCAUUGUAUUACUGAUUCUAAUCACAGCUAUAAUGCUAUAAUGUAAAAUUGAAACUGAAGGUUCUUAAGCACACAGUCUCUCUUUUUCCAGACUGAGGAUCAAACUGAUCCAGCAGAGCCGGUGAAAGAGGCCAAAGAACACCGUCCAAAAUCGGACCCCCAGUUUCUCCUCUUCGAUGCUGUGGCUGAAACUGUCACGAUAGGAACUCUUCCUCCUCUUCACUUCCUCAAUGAGACGGUGUUUGAAAAGACAGCUGCAGAGAGAGAGGACGUGGAGAAAAUCCUGUCUCGCACCGCUGAGCAGAGGUCUGAUCUCAUCUCUGGCGUGUACGAAGGAGGGCUGAAGGUGUGGGAGUGCACCUAUGACCUUCUGGAGCUGAUUGAGAAAGACGGUGAGACUUUCAGGGGAAAAGCGGUUUUGGAUUUGGGCUGUGGUGCAGGGCUCCUGGGGAUAUUGGCACUGAAGAGAGGAGCCAUGCAAGUCCACUUCCAAGAUUAUAACAGUACAGUUAUUGAACAGCUCACAGUGCCAAAUGUAAUCCUAAACUGCCAAGAAGAUGACGAAGUAGACAGUGAAGACGACGUAGAAGGGAAGGGCAAGGGAAAAGUACAGGAGAGAGAUGGCUGUAAGAAGUUAAAAAAGACACGAGAGGAAGACGAUGGCAUCCCAACUCCGAAAAAAAGAGCCGUAGAAAAAGACCUCUCCCAGCACCAGGAUCUCGCCAAGUGUCGUUUUUUUUCUGGUGACUGGAGCACAUUUCUUGCUUUGGUAUUAGAGGACAACCCACAACCUAAAUAUGACAUUAUAUUCACCUCAGAGACGAUCUACAACACAGCAUAUUACCCCACACUACAUGAGACCCUUCACAAACUGCUGGCUCCAGAUGGGUUGGUUUACCUCGCCACCAAAUCCCACUACUUUGGUGUCGGUGGUGGACUUCACCUGUUUGAGACGUUUGUGGAGGAAAGAGGUGUUUUCUCUCUGGAUCACCUGUGGGACGGGGAGGAAGGACUUCAGAGGCACGUUGUAGUUCUGCGUUUUAAAAAACAAGAGGGAAACUGAAUUCACCACAUUCGUACAAAACCGCUUUUCUGUUUUCAAUCAAGACCAGAGAGGAGGGCUCAGAUAAUGUCACAAAGUCAAACAGCUCUGUUCUGAGUCACAUGUAAAUAAAAGCGUUUUAAAAAAGCG